CCACUCCCAUACUCGCUCCGACACUACAACUCCAACCCCAACCAUCCACCCAUCACAGCACACUCCCUCAGCAAGUCUACAUACCUAGCCUGCCACCAUGCAGAUCUUCGUCAAGACCCUCACCGGCAAGACCAUCACCUUGGAGGUUGAGUCAUCCGAUACGAUCGACAAUGUCAAGUCGAAGAUACAAGACAAGGAAGGCAUCCCACCUGACCAACAGCGCUUGAUCUUCGCCGGCAAACAGCUCGAGGAUGGACGCACUCUGUCGGAUUACAACAUUCAGAAGGAGUCUACUCUGCAUCUCGUCCUCCGCCUUCGUGGUGGUAUGCAAAUCUUCGUCAAAACUCUCACCGGCAAGACCAUCACCCUUGAGGUGGAAUCCAGCGAUACGAUCGAUAACGUUAAAUCGAAGAUCCAAGAUAAGGAGGGCAUUCCCCCAGAUCAACAGCGCUUGAUCUUCGCUGGCAAGCAGCUCGAGGAUGGCCGUACUUUGUCCGACUACAACAUUCAGAAAGAGUCCACACUUCACCUUGUCCUUCGUCUCCGUGGUGGUAUGCAGAUCUUCGUUAAGACUCUGACUGGUAAGACUAUCACCCUCGAGGUGGAGUCGUCUGAUACCAUCGACAAUGUGAAAUCGAAGAUUCAGGAUAAGGAGGGCAUCCCCCCGGACCAACAGCGCCUUAUCUUUGCUGGAAAGCAGCUCGAGGACGGCCGAACUCUCUCCGACUACAACAUCCAGAAAGAAUCUACUCUCCACCUUGUCCUUCGUCUCCGUGGUGGUAUGCAGAUCUUCGUUAAGACUCUGACUGGUAAGACUAUCACCCUCGAGGUGGAGUCAUCUGAUACCAUCGACAACGUGAAAUCGAAGAUUCAGGAUAAGGAGGGCAUUCCCCCAGACCAACAGCGCCUUAUCUUUGCUGGAAAGCAACUCGAGGACGGCCGAACUCUCUCCGACUACAACAUCCAGAAAGAAUCUACUCUUCACUUAGUCCUCCGUCUGCGAGGUGGCAUGCAGAUCUUCGUGAAGACUCUGACCGGCAAGACGAUUACGCUUGAAGUUGAGUCAUCCGACACGAUUGACAAUGUCAAGUCAAAGAUUCAGGAUAAGGAGGGUAUCCCACCCGACCAGCAACGCCUCAUUUUCGCUGGUAAGCAGCUCGAGGACGGUCGAACGCUCUCAGAUUACAACAUCCAAAAGGAAUCUACUCUGCACUUGGUGCUCCGUCUCCGUGGCGGCCAGUGAGCGGCAGAUGGGCGUGGAAUCUUUCAUGGAAUGGCGUUCGAGCAUGGCACAAUGGGCAGGUCUUCUGCGAUGGUGUCUUCAUGGUAUUUCUAGCUAGUUCACACGGCCAAUAAGGCCCUCAAUACAAUCACCGACAUGUCUACGGGCUGAGAGUUUCAAUCUCCAAACGCCGAAACACCCAUUAUUCCAUGCUCGAUGUGCUGUGAUGCUCAAGAUGAACUCCAACAAAUGGCGGAACGAGUUCCUUGUCGCCACUUCUAAGUUCGCCAAUACGAAUUAAACGUGACAAUCUCGGCCGAGCAAAGCGGAUACAUUCCGACUCUUGCUACUUGGAGAAUUU
This is a messenger RNA of Lindgomyces ingoldianus, 1583 nucleotides long. Its product is annotated as polyubiquitin. Gene Ontology annotation, molecular function: ubiquitin protein ligase binding; protein tag activity. Bases 98 to 1243 code for a protein of 381 amino acids. The transcript is spliced from 3 exons. Lineage: Eukaryota; Fungi; Ascomycota; Dothideomycetes; Pleosporales; Lindgomycetaceae. Gene Ontology annotation, cellular component: cytoplasm; nucleus. The record is from RefSeq and is a predicted model, not a curated record. Gene Ontology annotation, biological process: protein ubiquitination; modification-dependent protein catabolic process.